UCGGCCUCGAUUCCCACCACAGCUCCCAAGGCAGCAGCACUGAUCAUAGGAAAUGAGAUUCUUAGCGGCAGCAUCGUAGACACAAACACCCCCUGGCUGGCCAAGCUGCUCUACAGCCGUGGGGUGGACCUGGUGAGGGUGGAGUACAUUCCAGAUGACAAGGCUGACAUCAGCGAGUCAGUGCUGAAGCUGAAGCAGCGAGUGGGCCCUGAUGGCUCUGUCUUCACCAGUGGAGGCAUUGGUCCCACCCACGAUGAUGUCACCUACGAAGCCAUUGCUGCAGCCUUCGGUGUUGGCUUGGAGCUUCACCAGCCCACAGUGGAGCGCAUGAGGGAGAACUACAGCAAGAGGGGAGUGGAGCUUAAUGAGGCGCGGCUGAGAAUGGCCACGCUUCCCCAGACUGCCGAGGUGCUGUAUACGCCGGAGCUGUGGGUCCCCCUGGUGAACCUGCGCGGUGUUUAUGUCCUGCCGGGGAUCCCCCGCCUCUUCCAGGCCAUGAUUGAGGCCCACAAGGAGCCCUUCAGAGGCCCAACCUGCAGCACAGUCACCCUCUACACCAACACUGUCGAGGGCGACCUGGCAGAUCCGUUGAGGGAGGUGGCAAAGCAGCAUCCGGGGGUGAACAUAGGCAGCUAUCCGAAUGUUGCCCAGUGUACAGAUGCACAGACAUUUAGGGUGAGGCUUCAGCUGGAGUCGAGAGACCAGCAAGCUCUGGAUGCAGCUGCAGCAGCUGUUACAGCUGCUAUA
This is a messenger RNA of Coccomyxa subellipsoidea C-169, 747 nucleotides long. RefSeq lists its product as hypothetical. The transcript has 5 exons. The record is from RefSeq and is a predicted model, not a curated record. The annotation marks the transcript as partial. Lineage: Eukaryota; Viridiplantae; Chlorophyta; Trebouxiophyceae; Coccomyxaceae.